Messenger RNA from Aspergillus terreus NIH2624, 615 nucleotides. Its product is annotated as xanthine phosphoribosyltransferase. Gene Ontology annotation, biological process: XMP salvage; IMP salvage; hypoxanthine metabolic process. Gene Ontology annotation, cellular component: cytoplasm. NCBI's taxonomy places the organism in Eukaryota, Fungi, Ascomycota, Eurotiomycetes, Eurotiales, Aspergillaceae. The transcript has 5 exons. Gene Ontology annotation, molecular function: hypoxanthine phosphoribosyltransferase activity. The record is from RefSeq and is a predicted model, not a curated record. Bases 1 to 615 code for a protein of 204 amino acids.
AUGCCGCAGAAGAUUUACGUUACCUACAACCAGGUGCACAAGCUGUGCCAGACCUCGGCCGACCGCAUCCUGAAUGCCUUCCACCCCAACCUCAUGAUCGCCAUCGGCGGCGGCGGCUAUGUCCCUGCCCGUAUCCUCCGGUCCUUCCUCAAGCGCUCCGGCGAGCCCAACAUCCCCAUCCAGGCCAUCGGCCUCUCGCUCUAUGAGGACCUCGGCCGCGGCGACCCCGAAGAGGUCCCCGGCACCAAGGUCACCCGCACCCAGUGGCUGGAUCUCAGCUCCCUCGAGAUGGCCAACCUGAUCGGCAAGAACAUUCUCAUCGUCGACGAGGUUGAUGACACGCGGACGACCCUGGAGUACGCCGUGCGCGAGCUCCAAAAGGAUGUCGAGCUGGCCCAGAAGCAGCUUGGUCGCGAGGGCGAGAAGACGAACUUUUUCGUUUUUGUGCUCCACAACAAGAACAAGCCGAAGAAGGGCGUCUUGCCCGCUGAUAUGAUGGAGUCGGGCCACUACCACGCCGCCCUCACGACCGAUGACGUCUGGAUUUGCUAUCCCUGGGAGGCCAAGGAUAUCGACGAGCACGACCGUCUCUCCAGCGAGAACCCUCUCAUCUGA